Megalops cyprinoides (Indo-Pacific tarpon) is the source of this 4766-nucleotide messenger RNA. It is a transcript of the gene blm, whose product is annotated as BLM RecQ like helicase. Gene Ontology annotation, cellular component: nucleus; chromosome; cytoplasm. The coding region runs from base 316 to 4737 and encodes 1473 amino acids. NCBI's taxonomy places the organism in Eukaryota, Metazoa, Chordata, Actinopteri, Elopiformes, Megalopidae. The transcript has 21 exons. The record is from RefSeq and is a predicted model, not a curated record. Gene Ontology annotation, molecular function: DNA binding; four-way junction helicase activity; hydrolase activity, acting on acid anhydrides, in phosphorus-containing anhydrides. Gene Ontology annotation, biological process: DNA replication; telomere maintenance; double-strand break repair via homologous recombination.
AACUAACGUUACAUUUCCACGCGAUAGAGUUGUUAUGGAAACUAAAUUAAGCUUUUAUUUUACACUUUUGUAGUUUUCAGUGAUUCAGAAGACCGAAUUUUCAAUGGCCGUUCUAAGUGUAUCGUUACGACAGCCAGAAAGCUGUUUGGACGCCCGUUAGCUAGCUAGCAAGUAACUUACAUUUUGUUAGCUAGCUGCUAUGGUUCACCAGCUCGCUGGAUGGUCAAGUGAAGAGGCUAGUUAGCUAGCUGCCUGUAUUUUUAAACAACACAUGGUAAAUUUAAUGAGCACCGACACUAGUCAGCUAGCUUUAUGAUGCCGGGUCUACCUCAAAAUAAUCUAAAGGAGCAGCUCGAACGACACACGAGUAAAACUGCACAACAGAACAAACUGUCGCUGUCAAAACCUAAGCCUGGGGUGUUUUCCUUUAAAAAGAAGUCUGCUUCGGUCAUCGAUAAUGUUACAGCUCCGUCGAAGGUAACAUGCUCAAAUGCUUUAGCAGAUCGGAAUGUCAAUGUUCCUCUUAGAGGCACAGUGUCUAAACCUUUGACGUCUCUGACCAAGCCUGAAAGACCGCUCGCAAAAAUCAGCAGCUUCGCCACCUCAAACCUCCAAACCAAGACGAAAGUGGAUAGCGGGCCUGUAGUGAGCAAGCCCCCAUCAGCUGUAUGGAUUGCAAAAAGUUCUCCAGUUGAUAAACCAGACACUGUUUUUGCAAAGAAGGAUGUCAUUAAAAACGGCGCGCUUGACACUUCUCUCGGCUGUAACAUAAGCGAUUGGGAUGAUUUUGAAGACUUUGAAACCCCCGUAAGAGGUAAAAACGGCUCGCUGCCCGGUCCGGCUGAUUCAGGCAAAAGCGCUAAAAAAGGUCACGUCAGCAAACUGGAUGAGACCAAGGCCCAUGGAGAAAGCAGAGGUUUUCAACACAGAGCACUGGGCAGCGGCCUGGUUCAGAAUGGAGCGGGUGUGUGUGGGUCAGAGAAAGGGCAUCUGGACAGCCCUCUUGAAAACACCAGUGCUCCUCCGAGCGUCAGCCUCAGCGGUACAAGCCAGAAGGAGCAGAACGAGUCUCCCAUUAAAGUGACAAAACGUCGGUUAAGUCGGCCGCCGUGCCUACAGAGCGACAGUGAAGACGACUGCGUUGACGUUCCUGGAUCUCCCGACUCAAAGACAGAUGGCAGAAGUAAAAGGUCAGAUCCUGAUGUCAUAGACCUUGAUGAGUCUGAGCCAGAGGAUGAAGACCUGGAAUUUAUUCCUCCUUCUCCAGAAGAGCAAGUCUUAAAUUCACCAGUCUGCACAAAGGCUCCGAGCAGUGCUAAUGUUGAUGACUCCAGCCAUAUUUCACGUAAAAGCUCUGUCUCCAGUCUGCCGGGAAAUCAGACAGCCUCUGACAUCCAUGCCAACGAAUGGAAAUGCAAGCAGGCGGAGUCUGAGGUGGAGCAAAGAGAGAAGCUUUUUGGCAUCAUGGAGUCCAUUUGUUGCCUGGUGGACUCCAUCCCGGAGCACGAGCUGAUAUCUCUGUCCUUUGGCACGGAGCUCCUGCUGCAGAGAGCUCAGAGGAAAAGGAUCCUUGCAACAUCAUCUGACACUCCACUGAGAAAGCAAGCAGUAGAGGUCAGAGCCAGAGCGACCUCAGAUUCCCAAACGAGCGAAUCGCAGGAUGUACCCGUUUUUGUCACCCCUCUCCACAAGUCCGUCAGCGCGCCUGCAGACAAGGGAGAGCAUUCUGGGAAAUGCUUCCAGUUCCGAAGGUCCUCUGCAUUCUCGUCUGUCGGCUGCAAUAGCAGUGCUUUCAAUGAGUCCGAUUGCAUCAUUAGUGACAUUCAGACUCCAAGCACGGUCACAAGACCCAGUUGUGUCCCCACUCUCAGUUUCACUGCAGAAAAGGGGAACCAGUCCUCAAGCGGACGUCUCAGUGACUCUCUCUCAGAGACAUCCUUCCCAAAACCUACCUUCUCUUUUUCUGAUUUGGAACAAACAGCAGAUGCUCGAUUCUCCAAACCCUCCCACGGGGGAGUGGAUUCGGGGCAGAGUUCCGAUUUCUUUUACUCGCCACAGAAGCGGCCGGACAGCACCCUGAGCAGUCGCCCUGAAAGUCGGGCCAGCGUGAGCGUUCUGGGCAGCGCCAGCACCUGCACUGACGCACAGCCCGACGAUUUCUACAUCGACGACUUCGAUAUCGAUGACUUUGACGAGUCAGACAUUCCAGAUUACUUUGACAAAGAGCCUGACACCACUGCCUCUAAACAGACGCCGAGCACUGCGGUUCAGCACAUUAGAGAAGGGGGACCCAACAAGUCCCCAUGGGGAAAAAGGACCACACCCACAACUCCUGCUGCCAAUACUCCUAAAGUAACCCGCCAAGAGCCUCCCUCCAGAAAUCCUGCCCAUGAUCGUUUUAGAGGGUUCAACUUCCCCCACUCUGCCGAAAUGAUGAAGAUUUUCCACAAGCGCUUUGGUCUGCACCAGUUUAGAUUCAACCAGCUGGAGGCUAUAAACGCAUCCCUGCUGGGGGAAGACACCUUUGUUUUGAUGCCCACAGGUGGGGGGAAAAGCCUUUGUUAUCAGCUGCCUGCCUGUGUGACCAAAGGGGUUACCGUGGUGAUCUCGCCACUGCGCUCUCUGAUUGUGGACCAGGUGCAGAAGCUGACAACCUUGGACAUUCCCGCCACAAGUCUGUCAGGGGACAAGAGUGACAGCGAGGCGGCAAGGAUCUACAUGCAACUGUCGAAGAAGGACCCCAUCAUUAAGCUGCUCUAUGUCACCCCAGAGAAGGUGUGUGCCAGUGGCAGGCUCAUAAAUGCUCUCCAAAAUCUGUUUGAGAGGGGCCUUCUUUCUCGCUUUGUUAUUGAUGAAGCUCACUGCGUCAGUCAGUGGGGCCACGACUUUCGGCCGGACUACAAACGGCUGCACGAACUUCGGCAGAAGUUUCCCUCGGUGCCCAUCAUGGCGCUGACGGCCACGGCCACACCCCGUGUUCAGACGGACAUCCUGCACCAGCUUCAGAUGAGCAGGCCACAGAUCUUCACCAUGAGCUUCAAUAGGCAUAACCUGAAGUACAUCGUGCUUCCCAAGAAACCUAAGAAGGUGGAUGAAGACUGCAUCGAGUGGAUCAGGAAACACUACCCACGGGACUCUGGCAUUGUCUACUGCCUGUCUCGGAACGACUGUGACUCCCUGGCAGACAGGCUGCAGAGAGCUGGGAUCGCGGCCUUGGCGUACCACGCCGGCCUGAACGACAGCGACAGAGAGUACGUCCAGAACAAAUGGAUCAAUCAGGACGGCUGUCAGGUCAUCUGUGCCACCAUUGCCUUCGGUAUGGGCAUAGAUAAACCCGACGUGCGCUAUGUGAUCCAUGCUAGCCUUCCGAAGUCUGUGGAAGGCUACUACCAGGAAUCUGGGAGGGCGGGCCGAGAUGGGGAGAUUUCGCAGUGCGUGCUCUUCUACUCCUACACUGAUGUCAUCAGGAUCAAGAGGCUCAUCACCAUGGACAGAGAAGGCAACCACCACUCAAGAAAGACUCAUUUCAACAACCUCCACAGCAUGGUGCAUUUCUGCGAGAACUUGACGGAAUGUCGGAGAAUGCAGCUGCUGGCGUACUUCGGGGAGCACACGUUCAACCCCACCUUCUGUAGGGAGCACCCGGAGGUCAUGUGUGACAACUGUGCCAAACCUAAUCAAUACAAAUCCAGGAUGGUCACAGAGGACGUGAAGAAGAUUGUCAGAUUUGUUCAGGAUAAUUGCGAAAAGGUUGGAGUCAGGAAGUCUGCACAGCAAAACAGAUUGACCCUUAACAUGCUGGUUGACAUUUUCUUGGGGGCAAAGUCUGCUCGGAUCCAGACAGGAAUGUUUGGAAUAGGAGCAGCCUAUACCAGGCAUAAUGCUGACAGGCUGUUUAAGAAACUGGUGCUAGAUCACAUCCUAGAGGAAGACCUCUACAUCACAGCCAAUGGCCAGGCUGUGGCCUACAUAUCUGUCGGACAGAAAGCCGGCAGCAUUCUUAGCGGCUUUGCACAGGUGGAGUUCUAUGAGACGGAGAGUGCCUCUAGCAUCAGGAAGAACAAAGCCGCCGUGACCAAAAACAUGUCGAAGAGGGAGGAGAUGGUGCAGAAAUGUCUGCAGGAGCUGCAGGAACUGUGCAAGAAGCUGGGCAAGGUCUUUGCCCUUCAUUACUACAACAUCUUCUCCACUGCUACUCUCAAGAAGAUUGCAGAGACCCUGUCAGCUGACCCGGAGGUGCUGCUCCAGAUCGACGGCGUGACAGAGGACAAACUGGACAAGUAUGGCGCUGAGCUGAUAGAACUCCUGCAGAAAUACUCAGAGUGGCAGCUCCCCGCGGAGGACCAGUCAGCAAACGGCAACAAUGCUAAUGGUUGGAUCGACACGGCGAGAGGCCGUGGAACGGAGGAGGAAGAGGAGGAUGACAACGACGAAGAGGCUUCAAGCUAUUUCAAAAGCAGAAAUGGCAGAGGCGAGAAGCGCAAGAAGGCCCCGUACUUCCAGAAGAACAAGAGGCGAAAAGCAGCUUACCCUAACCAGCGGUCCUCUUCCAAAGGGUAUAGGAGUAACAAAUCGUGGACGUCGUCCGCAAAAGCUAAAGCGGGGCCUCAAAACACAGCCAGGAGCUCGAGCUCGGCAUCGGCGGCUGGAGGUAGAAGACCUGGCAUAAUGGCAUUCCCCAUACCACAAACCCACCAGCGACCCUUUCUCAAGCCAUCCUUCUCACAUGUGGCCUAGGCUGACAGCCAGGGGCUGCACCUCAUUAA